AUGGAGGUAAAACCGGUUGAAGAUCAUGUGCGACUUGUCACAGGGCGCAUGGAUCAGCCACUUUUGGAACGAAUAGUGAACUACCUAGGUCCCGCAUCCACACAUGGUAAAUUGAAGUCAUACCCGUUAAGCGAGCUGUCGUCGCCAGAACAUAGAAGAGUGCAAGAAGCACUAGUUGUUCAUGACCUGUUGAAUGUGCUUGUAGGACUAGAAGGCGUUUAUAUCCGAUACAACAACAGAUACGAUACUUACAGUGAGAUAAUACCCGAGUUUAAGAUUGCAAAAAUGAUGGAUCCUUCACUGAAGUCCUUGAGCAAGAGGAUCGCGAAAUUGGGGAAAUAUUAUGUGACUUUGAGCAAGGCGGCUGAGAAAUGGUCGCAGCUUAAAUGCGGGGUGGUGCUCCAAAGGCUAGGAUAUGAGAUCAAGAGUUUUCUGCGAUACAACUAUUUACAAUUUGUUGUGGACAAGCUGGAGAGAAGCUUCAAAAGCAAUGUAAACUUUUCGAUAAGAGAGAUGGAACAGAUGCUCAACGAUUUUGAAAUCGGCAAGCAUAUGGAAUUGCUAUUUACCCUGUAUGAGAGAAUAGCCGAGGAGGACAGAUCGCGGCACAAUAUGGAUAAAACGGAGGAAGAUUUCAAAAAUUUCAUGGAAGAUUUGAAAAGUCAAGGUCGAGCGCAGAAUGGUACGAUUUUAGCGACAGAUACAAGUAUCAUGCCGAUGGCGAAAGGGGGAAUCGUCCUGGGGAUAGUUCAGGAUUUAAUUCACGAAAACUUAGGUGAUAGAACAAACGUUCUGUUUCUGAAAGAUCUGCUGAAUAAGAUUGCAGAAGAUUACUUUUUAAUUCUGAAAAAUUGGCUAAGCCGAGGGGAAUUAAACGAUCCUUUCGAUGAAUUCAUGAUUGUGGACACCAUGAAACACGUAAAUGGUGUAACCUCACUGCUCAAAUAUGGUGACAGGGUCUGGGAUACACAGUAUGUCGUUCGUAAGGAUGGAUUAUUGAAACAAUUCAUAAAUCAGAGGGAUAAUAACGAUCUUUUAUUCAAACUUUUAAUAACAGGAAAGCUGCUUAAUGUCCUAAGAACCAGUUUGGAUUUGCAUAAAUUACCCGUUGAUAUGACUACAAAUAAUAUCAAUUUAUUUUCAAGUUUUACUGAACUACUGGAAGGUAACAGUUUGGAACUUUUCAUCAAUAGAUGGUACCAAAGAGCAAACGAAAUAUGUUCGAAAAUGUUUCUUCAAGGUUAUCAGUUGAAACGUUUUUUACAGAGCUUGCAGAAACAUUUUUUUGGUAAGAAAAACGGUAGAGGUAUUAGCGAUUUUUUCUCUCAAAAUAUGACCGAAUUAACAAGACGUUAUAAGCCUAAUGGUUCAGAUAAGAUAAAACUGCAGAAAAGUUUUGAACAAAACAGAAAUUUUGGAGUUGCAGAUGAUUUGAUUGAACAGCUGAUGGUUUUGCAGCUAGAUGAUCAAUCUUUUGAGGAAUCUGUAUUACCGUACGUUAACCAAAAUAGCGAGGAAAUGGAUGUUGAUAAUGGGCUUGUAAAUGGAAAAUUGGUAGCCAAUAAUGAAGUAGAAAUUGCAGAUUUACUGAAUGCAAGUAAUUUUCAGAAUUUAAAGGAUAUCUUAUUAAGAGAAAUACGACAGUCAGAACGCUCACGCACGCAACACGAUAAUAUAGCUCAUGAGGAUAUUAAUGAUGUUAUUAAGCAACGAAAGAGCAACAUACACCAUUUAUGCUUCGAAAUUAUGAUUCCAUAUCCAUUGAACAUUAUAGUAACUAGAACUUGUAUUGUUCAGUACCAAUCGAUUUCAAGGUACCUAUACCUUGUUCAAUACUACAGCAAACUUUUAGAAGACACUUGGAUGGAAAUAAAUAAACACCAAAUUUGGAAAUAUCAAGGUUAUUCCCCCAUAGUUCGCCAACAAAUCAUUAAGCGGUGUCGCAUUGUUCAUAGUAAGAUGAAUCAAUUCAUUAAAUUAGUACUGGAGUAUUUUGUUCAAGACGUUGUCGAAAAAGAGAUGAAAACUAAUACAACAAGUACACAAAACAUCUUCGAUUGGCAAACUGGCUUACAAGAAAGUCUCACCAAUAUAAUGACAAACUGCUGUCUAUCACAGUUGCUUCAAAUACAGUUACAAAUUUUUGAAAUUAUUCAUAAAUUUUGCAAAUUUCUGACCUCUAUGAGACGAGAACUUUGUCAAUUAGAUAUACACCUUUAUCACAGUUUCGUUGGAUCAGGAGCAACCACAAGCGCUGAUCCAAAUAACUACGGCAAGAAAAGGGCCUUCAAUGAACAUGAGGCAACCAAAUUGAUUCCCGAUUUGAUCAAGUAUAUCAACCUGGUAUCCCAGGGCUUUGAACAGCACACCAUAGCAUUCAAAGAAGGGUUAAUGCACUACCAUUACAGUAAUCAUGCACCGGCGAACGCUAUGUCUGGUCAGGGGAGUGUCAUGCUCAUCGAUGAGACUCAAUCCACAAGAUUAUUAUCGUCGCUGAACCUGUAA
Molecule: messenger RNA, 2505 nt
Organism: Zygotorulaspora mrakii
Lineage: Eukaryota; Fungi; Ascomycota; Saccharomycetes; Saccharomycetales; Saccharomycetaceae
Gene: SPC97
Product: gamma-tubulin-complex subunit SPC97
Exons: 1
Coding region: 1-2505 (834 amino acids)
Biological process (GO): mitotic cell cycle; meiotic cell cycle; microtubule nucleation
Cellular component (GO): mitotic spindle pole body; gamma-tubulin small complex; spindle pole
Molecular function (GO): microtubule minus-end binding; gamma-tubulin binding
Source: RefSeq, a predicted model, not a curated record